UCUUGCAAAUAGCAUACAUACUACCAGCAGUCUUGCAUUGUCAGCUUUUGCAGAACUGCAACGAAAUGAACUCGGUGGUGAAGAUCGGGCCGUUUGGCAGCACGUCCGAGGCCGAGGGCAACCGCGACAUCACCGUUGCGCCGCUGCGCCUAGAGAGCAUCACCAUCCGCUGUGGGUUGAUAGUUGACGCCAUCGCCUUCACCUACAAGGAUUGCCAUGGCCUGCAGCACAGCACAGGCCAAUGGGGUGGCAACGGCGGCAACUCCACAAUGAUUACCCUUGGCCUUGACGAGUUCGUGAAGGGAUGUACGGCUCCUACAGUUACGGCGGCGACGGCAUCACCGGCUUCACCAUCGUCACCAACCUCAGGACCUACGGACCGUUUGGAGUCCGAGACUCCAUCAAGGAACCCAAGUCCUUCGACAUCCCCGUUAUGAACAACGGCAGCAUCGUCGGCUUCUUCGCCCACCGCAACAAUGUCUACGUCACGGCCAUCGGUGUCUACGUCAGGCCCUUCUGAUGAUUGUCCUCUGUGUGGCCAAAUCG
Messenger RNA from Panicum virgatum (switchgrass), 546 nucleotides. Its product is annotated as protein GOS9-like. The transcript has 3 exons. Lineage: Eukaryota; Viridiplantae; Streptophyta; Magnoliopsida; Poales; Poaceae. The record is from RefSeq and is a predicted model, not a curated record. Bases 66 to 437 code for a protein of 123 amino acids.